Messenger RNA from Diceros bicornis minor, 2930 nucleotides. It is a transcript of the gene SLC25A19, whose product is annotated as solute carrier family 25 member 19. The transcript is spliced from 9 exons. Bases 350 to 1306 code for a protein of 318 amino acids. Gene Ontology annotation, cellular component: mitochondrial inner membrane. Gene Ontology annotation, biological process: thiamine pyrophosphate transmembrane transport. The record is from RefSeq and is a predicted model, not a curated record. Lineage: Eukaryota; Metazoa; Chordata; Mammalia; Perissodactyla; Rhinocerotidae. Gene Ontology annotation, molecular function: thiamine transmembrane transporter activity.
GGGAGAGGGGCCGCGCCCUACGAGCUCGGUGAAUGACCUCUACCUCCACUCUGCUCGCCGUCAGCUCGGGAACUUGCACCCUCGCUCCCGGGGGGAGCACACAGGCACAGAUAAAUAUCAAGGCUUAUUGGUAGAAGAAGGAAAUUUUGAACAAGCAGAAAAAAGCCUUUGGGGUGUGCCAAGCACUGUGCUGAUCUCUGGAGAUACGGCUGUAACUGGGCUGAGUCCCGGCCCAUAUGGAGCCUACCUCCUGUGGGCUGAGAGGACAGAAUACACAUUAGCAAGUGCUGUGAAUGCUAGAAAGGACGUAACUUGAAGCUGAUGGACAUUGUAUGGGCCAGAGGCAGGGAUGGUCGGCUAUGACCCCAAAGCAGAUGGCAGGAAUAUCUCCAAUUUCGAGGUGGCAGUGGCUGGGUCUGUGUCUGGACUUGUCACUCGGGCAUUGAUCAGCCCCUUGGACAUCAUUAAGAUCCGUUUCCAGCUUCAGAUUGAGCGCCUGUCUUGUAGUGAUCCCAAUGCAAAAUACCACGGGAUCCUCCAGGCCGCGAGACAGAUUUUGCAGGAGGAGGGCCCAACAGCAUUCUGGAAAGGACACAUCCCAGCCCAGCUUCUCUCCAUAGGCUAUGGAGCUGUCCAAUUUUUGUCAUUUGAACUGCUGACUGAGCUGGUGCACAGAGCCAGUGUGCACGAUGCCCGUGACUUCUCGGUGCACUUUGUGUGUGGCGGCCUAUCCGCCUGCGUGGCCACCCUCGCCGUGCAUCCUGUGGACGUCCUGCGCACCCGCUUUGCAGCUCAGGGUGAGCCCAGGGUCUAUAAAUCCCUGCGAGAUGCCGUGGUGACCAUGUACAGGACCGAAGGCCCCUUGGUCUUCUACAAAGGCUUGAACCCCACCUUGCUCGCCAUCUUCCCCUACGCCGGGUUCCAGUUCUCCUUUUACAGCUCCUUGAAGCAUGCGUAUGAGUGGGUCAUCCCAGCCGAAGGAAGGAAAGACGGGAACCUCAAAAACCUGCUUUGUGGCAGUGGAGCUGGAGUCAUCAGUAAGACCCUUACGUAUCCCCUGGACCUCUUCAAGAAACGGCUGCAGGUCGGAGGGUUUGAGCAGGCCCGAGCUGCCUUUGGCCAGGUUCGAAGCUACAAGGGCCUGCUGGACUGUGCCAAGCAGGUGCUGCGAGAGGAAGGCGCGCAGGGCUUCUUCAAGGGCCUGUCGCCCAGCCUGCUGAAGGCUGCCCUCUCCACCGGGUUUGUGUUUUUCUGGUACGAGCUCUUCUGUAACCUCUUCCACCACAUGAGGAAAGCAGACAGCUAGCCUUGAAGGCAGGAAGGGUGGCCUGAGGUCUACGGUGUCGUGUUGCACUGAGAGGUGCUGCCUGUUCCAUUCCUUCAAGCCAGCUGUCUCGAGCUUGAAGAGCUGUUGGGAGCAGGGCAGCAGCUUGAUCCCACCAGCUUGGACGCCACCAGAAUGGCAAGGGGUUCCUCCAAUCAAGAGCACGGGGAGAGCGCAGGACUUGGUCUGUGGGAUCCCAACCAUGCCAGUCGGAGGAGCUUGAGGUUGCUUCUCCUCUGUUUAGCCUACGCUUGCUCUAAAGGAAACAGCUGUCAUCCUGCACAUAUUCACCCCGUCUGCCCAGAGAACACUCCUGGCUCUGGGUGGGGCUGCAGCUUGAGUGUGAGGGCGGGGAUCAGGCCCUUUGCAGGGGUCUGGUCCCCACACUUGGGCUCUUAUUCCCACCAACUUAUUUAAUAGACAUUAAAGCUAAAAGCACAUUCCUUAUCUUACUCCUCCAUCUUGCCUUCCAAAUCCCUCCUCACAUAGUUUGAGGGAAGGGAUCCCUGCCUUCCUCAAAUUCCAUUUUUCUCGGUAGUUGCCUUCCUCAGGCAGCUUUGCUUCUGGUUCUGGGGGAAGAGUCCAAGCUGAACUGGUCACUUUAUAAACACCCUGUGCCCAGAUCUUCGUGUCUGUAAAUGUCCCACUCAGGCUUCUCUCCCCCUGAGGCAGGACUGGUCAUGGCCAUGGGCCUCUAGGGAAAGCAGAUACCAGCAGCCCCGCAAGAAGGGGGGAGAUGCGCUGAUGGGCAAGAGGUGUGGGUAGAGUUAGCAGCCCUUGUCCCCAGUCUACUGGGAUCACUCCUCUUUCACGGGGGCUGGGUUAGCCCUCUUGGGUGGGUGGGAGCUUACAGCUGGGCCAGUUGGCAUCAGCUGUCCGCUCAGGGUGUUCCUCCUCGGCUUAGCAUGGUGCUGUAUGUAUCCUCUGUAACCCGAAAAGGGCCACACUCUGAAGCAGCCCAGUGAAGGGGCUGGUAGAAGGAAGGGGUUGGGCAGACAGCCUGGUGAGGGCACAUUUGGUGCCCUGGGGAGUUGUCAGAGCACAGGAACCCACAACAGAUCUUCAUCUAGGCAUAGAGGGGAAGGGGAGAAGAAAGUCUGCAGAACACAACUACCACCCUUUCCACCCCAGUGCUCCCCACCCCCGAAGGGAGCUUGGUCUUCAGCGUUGGUUCUACAGGGGGAGCCAGGCUGGAGUCCCAUGCAGGACUUCCACUCCACCCCCACCUCUGGACUCUAGCUCCAGCCUUUGCACUGACUCACGAGGAAGGCAGCAGCUGGGAGCAGGCCUUGUGUGGGUGACAUGGCCCUCGCUCCCCAUGGAUUCUGGGCUCCUUCUCCCAAUGUUACUGCCCCAUCUCUGGCCUGGGGGCUUGUGUUAUGUCUGGGACCCUGAAUCCUGAAGCUUCCCUCCUCUUGGCUGCUGAUUAUGAAGGUCCAGGCUGUGGCUGGAGGGCACUCCGACACCCACAGGGUUUGGGGCCCUCAAGGCCUGGGCUUGGGGCUGCUAAGAGGCAGCUGCCUGAAUGUAUUUUUUAUAAAAUUCAAUUGAAGUAAACUUGAUUCUCUUCAUCUCUCCUGCUCAUUGGUUUCUUUUGCUGCAGCUG